AUGGAUAUUAGACAACGUCUUGUAAUGGCCCAUUCAGUUGAGGCAUUUAGAGCAACACUUUUGGAAGCAGCAAAAGAAUUAGCACUUGAACAAUCACAAUGGAGAGAAAGAAAAUCUUCGAUUCAUUUAAGUCAAGCAAAAGAACAAGUUUUUGGUCUAGGCAAAUUCUUUCCAUUUCGUGGUCUCAUAGAAGACUUUAAAAUGCGCAAAAAGCAUUAUAUUUCUGACUAUUUAGAUGGUUUAAGAGGUCAUCGUACAAUGCAAAAAAUGUUUUCUUCAAUUAUUUUUCUUUAUUUUGCUUGUCUUCUUCCCGCAAUUGCUUUUGGUGUGCUCAAUGAUGAUAAUACGGGUGGUAGAAUUAAUGUUAGAAAAGGAAUACUUGCUCAGGCAAUCGGAGGAGUUUUCUUUGCUGCUUUUGGUGGCCAACCAAUGAUUAUUUUAUUAACAACUGUCCCUCUAGCAAUAUAUAUUAAAGUAAUAUAUAGGAUAUCAGAAUCCCUUGGUUAUGAUUUUUUCGCAAUGUAUGCUUGUGUUGGCCUUUGGUGUCAAUUUUUUCUAGUUAUUUACGCAGCUACUGAACUUUGUAGUUUAAUGAAAUUGGCAACAAGAUCAGCAGAAGAAAUGUUUUCACUUUUUAUAGCUAUUGCUUUUGCUGUUGAAAGUGUUAGAGCAAUUCAUACAAGUUUCAUCGAUAACUAUCUAAGCUGUAUUGACACAACAUCAGUUGCUCAACCUCAAAACUUUUCUUUAUUAAACCAAAAAAUAUUAACAAAUACAACAGAAUUAAUCUAUCCACAGAUUGAAAAUGGUUGUAAUAGAGAUACUUUUAUUCUUUAUCUUCUUUUAAUGUUUGGAACAUUAUGGGUUGCCCUGUUUCUUUAUAACUUUAGAAAAACUCCUUAUUUGACACGAUCAAGGCGUGAAUGGCUUGCUGACUAUGCAUUACCUGCUUCUGUUCUUAUAAUGUCAUUUCUUGGAGAACAUACAUUUUCUAAAAUUGAUAAAGAUAUUUUUCAUAUGAGGGCAGAUGUUUCUCUUCUUAAAAUUCCCGAAUUUUGGCGCCUCUCUUGGCAGGCUAUUUUUGUUUGCUUCAUUCUUGGCUUUUUCCUCUCUUUUCUUUUUUAUAUGGAUCAAAAUAUUUGUUCAGCUAUUGUUAAUAAUAAUCAAAAUAAAUUAAAGAAGGGAAGUGCUCAACAUUUAGAUUUACUUGUUGUUUCUAUUUUAAACAUGUUCCUCUCUGUUAUGGGACUUCCAUGGAUGCAUGGAGCUUUACCUCAUUCUCCACUUCAUGUUAGAGCAUUGGCUGAUGUAGAGGAAAGAGUAGCUCAAGGACAUGUACAUGAAGUAAUAAUGAAUGUAAGAGAAACUCGACUAGCAACAUUAAUAGCUCAUAUAUUAAUCCUUGCUUCGACGUUUUUUCUUCUACCAUCACCCUUACAAUCUAUUCCCACUUCUGUAUUACACGGCCUUUUCCUUUAUAUGGCAUUCACUUCAUUGUCAGGCAAUGAAAUGGUUGAAAGAUUGUUAUUACUUAUUACUGAACAGCAAGCAUACCCUCCAACUCAUUACAUUCGUCGAGUACCACAACGUAAAGUUCAUUUAUUUACAACUUGCCAACUCAUUCAAUUAAUUAUUCUUUGUGCUGUUGGUUUUAGCCCUUAUCCUUUCAUAGAAAUGGUCUUUCCAAUUGUUUGUUUUUGCUUCUUGCCAAUUCGGUUAACUGAAAAGCAUUUAUAUUUUUAA
Messenger RNA from Meloidogyne enterolobii, 1743 nucleotides. Lineage: Eukaryota; Metazoa; Nematoda; Chromadorea; Rhabditida; Meloidogynidae. The record is from the annotation of a GenBank genome assembly.